Molecule: messenger RNA, 2833 nt
Organism: Geodia barretti
Lineage: Eukaryota; Metazoa; Porifera; Demospongiae; Tetractinellida; Geodiidae
Source: the annotation of a GenBank genome assembly
CACAUGAAAAUUACAUGUAUACAUGAAACCUUACAGUCUGAAAUGUUGAUACAAAGCACGUUUUAGGGUUUCAGGCAUAGCUAACUUUUGCGAUUUCCACUAGAUUUGUGGUGCCUUGGUCGCGUCCAACAGAUCCCAAACCUCCCACAAUGACAAGCGUGUCCAGCAUCAGGUGAGUGGCCAGAGCAAGACAGCGCCCGUGGUUGAUGUGCCCCACGACCUCCCAGUUGUUCUUGUCGGGAUCGUACUUCCGAAUGGCACUGCUGUUGCAGUGCGACAUCUCCAGCCCACCGACUGAGAGCAAGCGGUUGUUGAGGCUGCAGAGGCUGUAGUGGUCUGCGUCAACUCCGGCCACUUUGCGCCAGGCGCUGUGCUGUUUACCAGUUGUAUUCUUCAACUGGCUAGCUGGGAAAGCAUAGUAGGGGGAGAGGAGUUUUGACAUGGUGGACGAGAAGACGUCUUUGGAGACUGUGCCAUGCGAAGGUGACCCAGACCCCACAAAUAUCUCCUCCCCAACAAUGGUGGCCGUCGGGCGUGUGAGGGGAAUGGGGAGGCAACCAGCAAUGCUCCACUGCUUGUUCUCAUGUCGGUACACCUCCACAGUGUUGAGACGCUCUCCGCUGCUCCCCCUUCCUCCCAUUACCACAAUGAAGUGCUCGGUGCUGGCGACAGCCAUCUCCUGACGUGGAGUGGGCAUCGGCGAAAGGAUUUCCACCCACUUCUUUUUGCUCCCCUCGGCUGCGAGGGUCAUGAGGGUGUUUGUUGGCUGGUCGCUUCCCACACUCUUCGAGCCGCCAAUUGUCGUAACAAACCCGUUUAUCACCACAAUGCUGAAGUUCACGCAGUGUGUUUUCGGGAGUGUGCCCCACUUGUCCCGCCCCAUCAGGCACUGGUAGAAGUGGAUCUUGUUGGAGCUGAAACAGGCAAAGUAGGCGGUGUUUGCGUGCGAGAUGGCCGAACCACGGGCCAUCUUCUCUGGGGAUUUAUCUCCCUUGCGAACAGUGAACCUCAUUACUUUCUCUUUAACCAAAUCCUUCGCAUCUUGCACAGCCAUGGCCAUAAUGGUUUGGGUCCUAGGCGGAGGCUGUCUGGGCGGCACAUCCCUCGUUUUAGGUGCUGCAUCCAUCGUUCUAGGAGGUGCUUCCCUCGUUUUAGGUGCCGCAUCCAUUGCUCUAGGAGGUUCUUCCUUUGUUUUAGGAUCCGCAUCCCUCGCUCUAGGAGGUGCAUCUCUCGUUUUAGGUUGUGGUGGUUGUGUGUAUCCACUAUCUUCCUCCCUUUCUUUAACCACCACCUCCUCCUCUUCCUUGUCAUAACUGAGAAAGAGGGACUCUUUGCUGCGUGGGGGUAUCGGGGGACCGUUUGGGACAUGCUCAGGGCUUGUCAUGUCGGGACUUGGAACAACUGUAUCGUCGUCCAGUUUUGCCCGCAGUGUGGAGAUGAUGUGCUGCUGUUGCUCGAUGUUCUGCUGGAGAAUGGUGAUGGUUUCGUCUCGUUGUGCCACUGCCUGGAGCGCAGCUUCUGCGUGCUUAUUGCUUGCUUCCAGGUCGUCUUUUAAUCGGGCCAUCCUCCCGUUUACCGAUCGGACUUCCUUAUCUUUCGCACUCAGCUCCCGGCUGAUCUGCUGCAGUUCUAGCUGAAGUUUUUCCCCUUCUUUCUCGAGCUCCAACUCUGCCUUCGUGUUUCUCCGGACUAACUCCUUCUGUGGUGGUGCUAUCGGCUUCUGCUUGCUCUUGGUGUAAGCUGACGACUGAAUGAGAUCGUCCAUUUGCACACACAAGUCAUCGGCAGUCGGUCGACUCUUCUCGUUAUAGUGGAGGCACUUGAUGGCAAGUUCCAGCAACGGGUGGUUCGGAUCAACCAAGUCGAUUUGCGACUUCCUCCGUUUGUGUUCAGGAAUCACCUCGUGGAUUAUCCUACCGUUGCUCUCCUCCACAGUGUUGAACUGGGGCCCAGGGUUCGGAAAGAGCCGCGUCAUAAUCUGGAUAGCUAGCACUCCCCACGAAAAGAUGUCCAGCUUGGUGCUGUACUGCGGUGGCUGGCGGAGAGCUUCGGGCGACAUGUAGAGCGCGUUCCCCGGGCACAGGCUGAGCGGCGUGAAGCGGGGGCUGACGCUUAUGAGCUUGGACAUGCCGAAAUCUGUUACCUUUGCUCGGCACCCGGCGAUUAGUAGGACGUUGUUGCUGGUGAGAUCGCGGUGAAUGACGCCGUUCAUGUGCAGGUAGCUGAGGGCCUGUGCGAUGUCGUUGCUGAGGUCGAGUUCCACGUGGUAGGGGGGAGGGUGGUCCUUGGAUCGGUCCAGGAACUUGCUGAGGCUCUCGUCGCACAGCUCCAUGAGGAGAACGGGGAAUCGGGUCUGCGGGUCUAUAUAGGUGUGGAUGUACUGCACGAUGUUGGGGUGCUUGGCGGCGCUGUUGAGAUUGCACUCCUGCCGAAACUUGGUGAGCAAGAGGUUGGAGGAAGGGUCGUAAAACUGGAAUAGGGCGUUGUGCAUGAUCUUGGCGGCGCACACCAGCUGAUCGCAUUUUGCUCUGCACACUAUGCCGUACGAUCCCGUCCCCAGCGUCUGCUCUUUGUAGAGCGUCACUUUCUUGUAGCUGAACUCCUGGCCGUCUCCCGACAUGUCGCUAGGUCUUGCAACACGUAACAAACACACUCUUAGUUCGAUGCUUUAGCUCAAGUAUAUACUGUGCCAGCCUGCCCCGCAAGACGUUUACGCAACGCAACUAAACACGCGCCGCGUCAGCAAUGCGCAAGGGCACACCUCAAAUGUAUCACAAGCCAUGCCUUCUCUUUAUCAUGACCCGAUUAUCUCCCGCACAAUAGUCUCUAACGA